Molecule: messenger RNA, 396 nt
Organism: Triticum turgidum subsp. durum (durum wheat)
Lineage: Eukaryota; Viridiplantae; Streptophyta; Magnoliopsida; Poales; Poaceae
Source: the annotation of a GenBank genome assembly
AUGGCCCGCCUCGGCAUCACCGCGUCAGUCCUCGCACUCCUCCUCGCAGCGGCGACGUUCUCCUCAGCCGCCGGUUUACCCACGGCCGGCGGCGCGCCACGUAGGGUGCUGUGGAGCAAGGGCGUCCCGGCCGACCCGUUCUGCCCGUGGGAGGCCGUCAAGUUCGGCGCGUGCGCGGCGGUGCUCGGCCUCGCGGACGCGCAGGCCGGCGCGCAGCUCGGGAGCGAGUGCUGCCAGCUCGUGGGCGGUCUCGCCGCGACGGAGGCCGCCGCGUGCCUCUGCGUCGCCGCCAAGGAGGGCGUGCUCGGCCUCGUCUCCGCCGAGUGGUCCGUCGGCGUCGAGCUCCUCGCCAGCGCCUGCAAGACGGAGAUCCCCGACGGCUUCAAGUGCGUGUGA